Molecule: messenger RNA, 1464 nt
Organism: Porites lobata
Lineage: Eukaryota; Metazoa; Cnidaria; Anthozoa; Scleractinia; Poritidae
Source: the annotation of a GenBank genome assembly
AUGGAAAUACCAAAUUAUGAUAGUGGUGACAACCCAGAUAAAAAAUAUAAACAGUUAUUUCCCUUCAUGCCAUCACACACAUUUCGGAUGUUAAUCUGUGGAAACAGUGGAAGUGGUAAGACUACUCAGUUGUACCACAUGUUAAUUAAACCACUGUUGUACUUCGAUGAGAUUUAUCUUUAUGCGCGUAAUUUAGAGCAGGAUAAAUACAAAAAGCUAAUGCAAAAAAUGAGAGAACUGAGUUCUAAAGUUGGAUAUGAAAUACUUCAUUUGAGUAAUGAUGAAAUAAACCCAGUGUCAGAAAUGGAUUAUGAAGACAACCAAAAACUUGUUAUAUUUGAUGACUAUGUAUGUGAUAAAAACCAGAGACAGUUAAUAGAUUAUUUCAUUCAAGGACGACAUAAGAAUUGCUCUGUAAUCUACCUCAGUCAAUCAUUUAAUAAAACACCAAAAGAUAUUCGACUGAAUUGUUCUCACUACUGCUUGUACGAAUUUCCAUCAUCGAGGAAAUCCAACAGAAUAUCAUCUGAGUUGGGGGUUAACAAAGAAGAUUAUAAAUCAGCAACAAGAAAACCGUAUUCAUUUUUAUAUGUUGAUAAACCAAAAAAACGUAUUGCAAAAAACUUUAUUGGUAAUAUAUAACUAAUAAAUAAAAUGGGUAUAUUUAACGAGCAAUCUUUAAAUCAUCCCUUUGCUAAGGGAAUUCAGGGUGCUCCAGGAGUUGGAUUUAGUCUAACCACAGAUGGUAAUUAUGAUAUGAAUAAAAAAAGACUCACAAAUGUUGGUGCACCUAAUUCUAAUACUGAUGCUGCUACAAAGAAGUAUGUUGAUGAUAAUUCACCCACAACAACACGAUUGACAGUUGAUUCCGACAUUGAUAUGAAGGACCGCUUCCGUAUUACUAAUCUUAAAGAACCAUCAGACGCAGAUGAUGCAGCCACAAAACAAUACGCGGAUAUACGUUUUCUUUAUAGAAAUGGCUCUCACCCAAUGACUGGAAAUCUGGACAUGAACAAAAAUCGAAUAUAUCAUCUACCAACUCCAACAGAUAACCAACAACCAACACCAUUAGCUUUUACUGAAUCAAGAUAUCUUCACAUUGCUGGAACAAAUAAAAUGACUUAUAAUCUAAACAUGGACAACAAAAGUAUAAUUUAUUUAAAACAACCAACAAACCCCACAGAUGCUGCAACCAAAAAGUAUGUGGAUGACUCAAUACCUGAUACUAGUUCUUUUAUAAAAAAUGAUGGAAGUGUAUCAAUGACUAAUAACCUAAAUCUUGGAAACAAAAAAAUAAUUGGUCUAGGAACUCCAACAUCAAACACAGAUGCUGCAACAAAGAAAUAUGUUGAUGAUAACACAGCUGCCCCAGAUUUAAGUGAUUAUUUGGAAAAAGAUGAUACAGUUGCUAUGACUGGAAACUUUAAUGUUGGUAAUAAUAAAAUAGUUGGUCUCGCAACUCCA